AUGAAGGUCGAAAUUGACUCUUUUUCUGGUGCUAGGAUCUACCCUGGUAGAGGUACUUUGUUUGUUAGAGGUGACUCUAAGAUCUUCAGAUUCCACUCUUCCAAGUCUGCUUCUUUGUUCCACCAAAGAAAGAACCCAAGAAGAAUUGCCUGGACUGUCUUGUACAGAAGACACCACAAGAAGGGUAUCACUGAGGAGGUUUUGAAGAAGAGAUCCAGAAAGACCGUCAAGGCUCAAAGAGCUGUCGUUGGUGCCUCUUUGGAAUUGAUUAAGGAAAGAAGAUCCUUGAAGCCAGAAAUUAGAAAGGCUAAGAGAGACGAGAAGGCCAAGGCCGACAAGGAGAAGAAGAAGGUUGAAAAGGCUGCUAGAAAGGCUGAAAAGGCUAAGUUGGCUGCUGCUCAUGGUUCUAAGGUCUCCAAGCAACAAGCUAAGGGUGCCUUCCAAAAGGUGUCUGCUACUUCCCGUUAA
Eremothecium sinecaudum is the source of this 468-nucleotide messenger RNA. It is a transcript of the gene RPL24B, whose product is annotated as 60S ribosomal protein eL24. The record is from RefSeq and is a predicted model, not a curated record. Gene Ontology annotation, molecular function: mRNA binding; structural constituent of ribosome. The coding region runs from base 1 to 468 and encodes 155 amino acids. Gene Ontology annotation, cellular component: cytosolic large ribosomal subunit. Gene Ontology annotation, biological process: cytoplasmic translation. The transcript has a single exon. NCBI's taxonomy places the organism in Eukaryota, Fungi, Ascomycota, Saccharomycetes, Saccharomycetales, Saccharomycetaceae.